CUGCAGUCCGUGUCAGUAUCUAAUUGAAAAUUUUGGACUUAAUUCAGUUAAAAAGCGAAGAUGAACUACGACAUUCAGUGAAAUUGUAAGGGAACGAGAUACGAGAUAAAGUAUGGAAGAGGUUAUUGAAUAGUUGUUAAUAGAAGCAAAUUCCACAGCAGGCGUAUACAAGAUGUAACCAGAUGUAACACAUCUACCCAUCACGAUCUCGUUAGCCAGCCAUCAAAAAGGCAGAAUGACCAUCGGCAUUGGCUUUUAAAACAAACUGCAGAACAAGAACACACACACCCAAAAAUGUUUCGAGUUUCUCACGACGCGAAUAUCCUAUUUACUUGCUUGGAUAUCGCAACAGGAUUUACGCCAUGUUUUUUCCUCCUCUUCAUUCUUUGUUAGACUAAUGACAACCAGUCCAGUUCGUCCUCCGUCCUUGGUCGCCAAGUCGUGAGCGUAUAGUUUGAGAUUCCGCUAUCAGUACACAUUCUGUGUUUCUACGCAAUGAGGUCCUUUGUCUUAACUCUUUUCAUCUUUGGGCAUGUUUUGGCCGGACAGUUGAAUAUCUCUUGCCUCACGGAACUGAUUAAUGCUGACAAAGUGAAACACAACGAGCAAUUCGGGACUGUUGCAGUCCAGCACAAAAUAACGAACGUACCGGAUUCCAGCAUUCGCAUUCUGCGGGAAUUAUUGGCGAUCGCAGGUGCCGGAGACCAGGAUCAAGAACCAUCAUCAUCUUCAUCCGUCUUCGUGUCAACUCUACCGGAAAAUUCAGUACACGCACUGAAGUCGCUACCUCAACCAUUUUCACCGGGAAUAUCGUCAAUACAUCCGACAACGUUCAAUCCAGCCACAACAACUGUUUCCUCUCCGCCAAAAAUCGCCUUGGUGGAAGGAAAUGUACCGGUGACAAUUCCGGCUAUCAUCACCCCGGUCGAAACAUAUUCGAUUCCUCAUGCGCGUUCCGUCAAUUCCAAUCCGCUUGCUCUUACCUACCCACCUAGCCGGAAUGACGGACCAGCCACUGACGAUCCAGUGGACACAAAUAAGUCACUGAUGCCUCAAUCAUCUACCCUCCAAAUGGCUCAGAUUAUUUCGCUGGAUGUCGACUGUGCCAAAGAAUCGAUGCUCGUCAAAAUCAAAUUCGAUCGCCCUUUUAAUGGCCUUAUCUACUCCAAGGGUUUCCAUAGCAACUUGGAUUGCCAUCACGUCCGGUACGGAACCAACCGCGACUUUUAUGAAUUUACAAUCCGGCUGGACACUUGCGGAUCCCACUGGGUGGAUGCCUUGACCAGUGGUAAAAAGGCUUACCUUGAAAAUGUCAUCAUCAUCCAAAAUCAGAAGGGCAUUCAAGAAAUUCGGGACAUUUCUCGUUCAAUUUGUUGCUUCUGGGAAGGUUUGCUGAACAAGACCGUUUCUUAUGCCUUCAACAUCGAUAUGCUGGACACCAAAAAUGUCAGUUUCAGCGGCGAUUCGGCCACGGCCAGCAUGGACGUCCAAACCGGAAAAGGACCCAACGCUCCAAGUGUCAACGGAUUGGUGAAGAUUGGCGAUAUUUUGACGAUGGUCGUCGCCAUCGAAGGAGACCCAGGCUUUGAUUUCCGUGUUCAGGAAUGUAUCGCUCACGAUGGAAAUAGAGCCAACGCCGUGACACUGUCAGACAAGAACGGCUGUGUCGUCAUGAACAAACUGAUGGGACCGUGGCAGAAAACUACGCGGACCGACCGCUCCGGAGUGUCUCUCUUAUCUUUCGCCUUCUUCCAGGCCUUCAAAUUCCCCGACCAGAUGGAAGUCUUCCUCGAAUGCAACGUCGAAUUGUGCAAAAAUGGAUGCGACGUCUGCCCCCAAGACGCUAAUCUUUUUGACAUAAGCAGUCGCAAACGUCGAAGUGUCAACUCUUCGGCGUCAGAAAUUUCGGACGUCCGUCUGCGUCGAUCGCUUCGUGUCAUUUCCAGCGACGAUAUCGCCUUCAAGCCGGAUUCCCAUUCAGUCGUGACACUCACCACACCUGACAAUCAUCAAACGACUGACGAAGAAGAAAUUUGCAUGCCGCUGAUUAACUUUAUCAGUGGCCUGGUAGUCAUUCUCAUUGCCUUGGUGAUGUCGUGCAUCAUAACGGCAUUGCUCUGCGUGAAAAUUCGUUCGAUCGCUCUGGGAGCGGAGAACAUCUACCCGUUAAGUUCGACUUUCCAUUCUUUUUCGUCAUCUGCUUUCAAGCCAUAAAUCUUUUUUUCUUAAUCUGAAAUUUUGGAACGCCGGAUUCGCUCCAUUGAAUGAUAAAGCUUAUACGUAAUUGGACUAUAGUUUCGGUUGUAGCUAUUGAUUCUAUAUUGAAUAUACAGAGGACUGCA
Daphnia pulicaria is the source of this 2342-nucleotide messenger RNA. RefSeq lists its product as uncharacterized. Bases 496 to 2214 code for a protein of 572 amino acids. The record is from RefSeq and is a predicted model, not a curated record. NCBI's taxonomy places the organism in Eukaryota, Metazoa, Arthropoda, Branchiopoda, Diplostraca, Daphniidae. The transcript has 10 exons.